Macrosiphum euphorbiae (potato aphid) is the source of this 483-nucleotide messenger RNA. The record is from the annotation of a GenBank genome assembly. Lineage: Eukaryota; Metazoa; Arthropoda; Insecta; Hemiptera; Aphididae.
AUGGCGUACAGAACUGUAUCAACUGCAGCGGUGCUGGUGAUCGCAGGAAUGAUACCCGCUCACCUUCUAUCCUUUGAGAGGUGUGAGAGGUACAAACGGAGGCACGAGCCAGACGCAGCAAGGACUACAUCGGAAAUCCGCGCUGAAACAAUGAGGAAAUGGCAGGCAGAGUGGGCCAAUGAAAGCAAUGGAAGAUGGACAAGGAGGUUGAUCCAAGAUAUUAACUCCUGGAGGGGCAGGAAUCGUGGAUCUGUAGAUUUCCACAUGACCCAGUUAUUGUCCAAUCACGGAUAUUUCGGAGAAUACCUUCGCAGGAUCGGGAAGUUGGAUGCAGCAACUUGUGUUGAUUGUCAGCAACCAGUCGAGAACACGUCUUUUUCAUUUGCGGCAGAUGGUGGAACAACGGCGAGCGCUGUAUUUGGAGCUGGAAGAGGACUUGUCCCCAGACAACAUUGUGCGCAACAUGUUGAAGAAACGGAGUAA